AUGGCAGCGCUGUUGACCAGGUUGCAUCACAUUUCGCUCCACGUUUCCAACGCGGAGAAAGUUGCCUGCGACCUUGUCUCUAAAUUUAAAUUCAAUUUAUUUGCCACCAGACUGACGCAUGGGGCCAAGCAGCUCGCCUUCAGGAAGGGAGCGGCUGUCUUCAUCGUGAAUGAGACGCCACACCGGACCGAUGUGAGAAUGAAUGAGACGCCUUCCAAAUGUCUCUAUGACGUCAUUACGCACUACCCGGUGGACACUGUCAACAACGUGUGUUUCGAGGUGGAGGAUGUGGAGAGGUCAUUCAGGGCUCUUCACCAUCUGGGCUGCAACAUCAUGGUCCCGCCCACGACUGUCCACGACCAGUGUGGUUACGUCACCUACUCUGUGGUCAAAUCCAUCGUGGGGAAUGUGUGUCACACUUUGAUUGACAGGACAAAAUACAAGGGCAGCUUCUUGCCAGGAUUUGAUGGCAUUGAUAAUGAGUGCAGCUUGCCAGAAAACGACAUGUCUUGUCCAAUCACACAUUUUGAUCACAUAACAUAUGUCAGUCACAAGAAAACAACCCACCAGGUCAUGAGGUGGUACGAGAAGAUCUUUGGGUUUCAAAGGUUUUUCAUUGAUAGUGAUGAAAAUGUGGACGAUGGUUUUGUCAUAAACCAGGAGGGCAUUGGAUUGCGUCUCACCGCCAUGGAGUACUGGAAAUGCAGCAAAGCCGGCAUCGCUCUCCCCUCUGUGGACAAAAAAGAGCCUGACUGCAAGUUUGUGAUUGCAGAGUCACUGUCUGAACAAGGCAGGAAUCAAGUUGACACCUUCUUGGAGCAGCACGGGGCCCCGGGGAUCCAGCACAUUGGACUGUACACAAAAAACAUUGUUUCUACUGCUCAUGCGAUGGCGGAUGCUGGUGUCCAGUUUUUCUCCCCUCCUCAGGCCUACUACAUGCAGGUGGGAAAACAGCAGGAGAUCGAGGAGGCAGGACACAACCCCAAGAUGCUGGCGAAGCACGGCAUUCUCCUGGACACAGACCUGAACCAGGACCUGUCAUCACCGACAGCAUCCAGUGAAAACCGAAGGUACCUUCUCCAGGUGUUCACCAAGCCCAUCUUUGCAGAGGAUACCUUCUUCCUCGAGCUGAUAGAGCGAAGGGCAACAGGUUUUGGUGAGGGGAACAUCAAGGCGCUGUGGAGGUCUGUGCAGGCCCACAUGGAGGAUCAGGGGGGGGAUUCUCAAGAAGAGCAAUCCCCCAAAACUGUCCAAACUUCACAGUAUUAGUCAACCAAGAUAGUUUUUAACUGAUGAUAUUUUAUUUGCUGUCUUUUUAUACAAAAAACAUGAGAGCACUUAUAAAAAAUGAUAUUUAAAAAGUAUGUAGACUGUAUAAAUACAUAUAAUUUAUUUACAUGAGUUUUCCACAGGUGCCUUCCAUUUCAGCUUUAUAAUUUAGUGGUAAAUCUCAAGUUGUCUGUUGCACUGCUAACAAGUACAAAACAUAAGUUGUAUUAAUAUCCAUCCUUUAACAUGACAUUAACCUCAAAGAUGUAAAACUGCACGUUGAACAAAGUGGUACUUCAACAGAAGUUACAUAUUUUACUUGAAACUUGAAAUGUAACUACACGAAUACUUUUUCUGUAGCAAUAAAAUAAUGUCUGGGUUUUCAAUGUGUCAAAGAAAAGCAACUGUCUGACUUCACAGCAACUGUUCCUCAAUAAAUCUGUA
Messenger RNA from Anoplopoma fimbria (sablefish), 1713 nucleotides. RefSeq names its product 4-hydroxyphenylpyruvate dioxygenase-like (gene hpdl). The record is from RefSeq and is a predicted model, not a curated record. Gene Ontology annotation, molecular function: 4-hydroxyphenylpyruvate dioxygenase activity. Lineage: Eukaryota; Metazoa; Chordata; Actinopteri; Perciformes; Anoplopomatidae. Gene Ontology annotation, biological process: aromatic amino acid metabolic process.